UUGAUUUCUCGAGAUUGAUACAGUGCCCGAGCCCGAAAUAGGUGCAAUUAUUGGUGAGCAUAUAUCAUUAGAAUUCAAGUCGGUGGAUCUUGGUACCCUUCGAGAGUCAGGUGCGGAUGAAAACACCAGAAAAUCUGGAACAAUACUCGAAGUCAGUGCAGCACAAAAGCCGGCUUUACGCCAGACUAUAGGAGGAUGCGGAAGAAAGAUCUGGAAGCUGUUACUUUUCAACCCGAAACUUGGUAAUUUUCAGCAAGGUUAUGAAUUGCUGAUCUCCGAAGAAGCUUACGAUUUAAGCCUUGGACUCCUGAGAACAUGCAAACAUAGUUGUUUCGAAGCUUCAGAGGUUCUGUACGGUCGCAAUACGUUCUUCUUUGUUGCUGUUAGCCAGUAUGAGGUGAACUAUUUCCAGGACAUCUUUCGGCGAUGUCCAAUUACAAGAUAUGGCAUAGCAACUGUAAGAUCGAGAAUCCAGAAGAUAUGGUCUAGCUACAUCUUAACGAUGCAGAAGGUCAGAAGAAAGAAAACAAUAAUUGGUACGGUUGAGCUGUCGUACACCUGCGGAAGAGAGAUCUGUAAUGCUCCGCUCCCACCAACUUCUUUAGGAAUAGUUGUCAUGUCAGAGCAGUGGAAAGGGGCAAUAACCGUUCCAGAAUACUCAGGGGAUACUGUGAAUAGGUUGAGAUCAGCUGUAGAGCUUAUCCAAGCGCUGCGUAACUUGAGAAACAUUGGGGAAUUAAGCUUUGAUAAUGCAAAGCCUACUUAUUGUCCAAGGUUCAAUGAUCAUUUAUCAGAAAAUAUGACUUACCGCGAGGUAGAUUAUGUUACGAAAGACACUCUGUACCAUCCAGUAACUUUGCUGUUAAAAGCCGAAUUGCGGGCUCUAGUAACCGGAAACUCCCCAGUUGAGUUAUUAUGCAAUAUGAAUCAAUAUCCACUGGACUAUGCUAAGAUAUAUGAACGCUUUACUACUUACAGAACAGAAAUGGGCAGAAACAGGGUCCAUCGUGGAGAUUCAUUAUGUGGACUUACUCGGCGCGUUAACCGUAGGAUUAUAAGCCCGACAGAAAUCUGGUUCAACCCAUCUUGGCCUCAUAAUCAUCAUAAAUUUCAACAUCACCUCGGGCAUCCCAUUGAGGUCGGACUGGACAAAUGCAACACGUCGGCCGAUGGCAACGAUGUCGUCACUUUCAAGUCAGAACGUCGCAUUAUCUUACAAUACCUAGAGCGCCAAAAACACAAAUGUAAAUAUGGCUUAUUCGACAUUAACAGAGAGAGAGAACCUUCGAGUGACUUUAUCUUGCAAGGCUAUUGCGAUAGUAUGAUGGAAGAGCAAACAGCAAAUGGCUGUGUGCUGCUCGAAACAUACGCUGAUACAUUCAAGCGCGAGCAGACUGUCUCUAAAAAGCAACAAUUGCGAGAAUGCGAGCAGAAUUCGAUGGCCAUCAAAGACGUACUUCAGGCUAUACGAAACUCCCAAGAUGGUUGGAACCGCAAUGCUUGGGCCGAAAACUUUAUUAUUGCUUUCGAUGAUGUGGAAAAGCAGCUCGAGGAGUUACAGAAAGCUCGAAGAGGGAUUUUCAGUUGUGAUAUUUCAUCCAAUUGGGAUUGUGAUUUUGAUAUACAGCUGGGACAGACCAAUAGAAAACGUGUCGAUUGGAGUUUUCAUGCCCCUGGUUUCAUUAGAUACUGGUCUCUGACGAUAUGGUAUGAGAACGGUGAGGCGAGGAGGCUAGACUAGCGAAGCUAUUGU
Botrytis porri is the source of this 1753-nucleotide messenger RNA. RefSeq lists its product as uncharacterized. The coding region runs from base 503 to 1741 and encodes 412 amino acids. The transcript is spliced from 6 exons. NCBI's taxonomy places the organism in Eukaryota, Fungi, Ascomycota, Leotiomycetes, Helotiales, Sclerotiniaceae. The record is from RefSeq and is a predicted model, not a curated record.